Asparagus officinalis (garden asparagus) is the source of this 2505-nucleotide messenger RNA. RefSeq lists its product as uncharacterized. Bases 1458 to 2258 code for a protein of 266 amino acids. The transcript has 3 exons. NCBI's taxonomy places the organism in Eukaryota, Viridiplantae, Streptophyta, Magnoliopsida, Asparagales, Asparagaceae. The record is from RefSeq and is a predicted model, not a curated record.
CAGAACUUAUAACACAAGAUAUUGAUCAAUAGACUGACAAUGGAAGUCAUGGGAUGAAGAUGGAAAGGGUUGUCGAUGCAAUUAAGGUGAUAAAAGACUGAAGGGCCUGCCAUCUAUGUGAACCUCUCCAUCUACGAUAUGCUUUUGGAUGGAAGCCAAAUUUCAUCUUUUCCUUCUUCAAGACUCCUCCUAGCCUGGAGAAAGUAGAGAAAGUCUCUGUUGCUGGACCAAAAUCAAGCAUGAUGCAAAGCUUCAACCAUGGUGUAUCAAAGUUCAUCUCCUCCUCGCCCUUCAGCACCCUUUGUCUCCCUCCUCUGGCAUCAAGAACACAACAAGCCUUUCAAGGACCUCCCUCAGAGUUCCAAUGCCCGAGUACAGGUCCCUUAUUGUAUGAUCCCAUCACACUCCCAAAUGACUUGACACUCGAGCGUGUUUUCAUCGAAGCCUUCAGAGAGUUCAACUACAUUCCUUCGUCUCCUUUUUAUCUGACAACUAAGGAGGAGCUCAAAUCCAAGAUCCUCGAAUGGUGUGAUCUCACGGCCAUCCUUGCCCUCGCCCCAUCUCUGUAGAAGAAGCCUGUGAUUGCAUUAAAGGAUUCUUGGCCUUCUAUGACAAUUUUCACUAAGGGUUUACGAAGGUUUCUGAAGAUGACAAUGGUGGAUAUUUCUUGAAUUCAAGAAACCAACUUUCUCCCUCUUCAUUCUCUUCCAAAGGUGAAGAAACCAACGUCAGUUCUCUCAGAAAGUUCAAGCAGAUCAUUAGGGAGCCAGAUGUCAAGAAAACUUUACCAAGAAUCACCUACAACAGAAGGCCUCCUUCUUAUUUCUCCGAAGCAACGGAAGCCCUCAUUAGGAGAAAGACUGCAGUUCCUGAUUCUUCUUCUUUGCAGUGCAUGAAUUCAAAUCCAAAAGAAGAUAUAAUAAAGAAUCUAGAAGACAGUGACAGCUCAGUACCGGAGAGUGCACUUGUCACCCUACAAAAGUAUGCCCAUUCCAUCAGCACCAUUAUUGAUGGAAAUGCAAUGUUCCGCGACCUAUUUGCUGAUAAAUGUAGCAGCUUCAAUGGGGCAUCCACUCUUUAAAAUCAUCAAAAUGUUCGCAGGUAAAUCAACACGUAGGUUCCAUAUAGUUUUUCCAAUAUCUGAACGCUGAUCAUUCACUGAUGAAAAAUAAUCCAAAAGCCGCAAAAGUUCUCUCCCCAUGACUGCUUUAUUGACAUCUUCUCGUGACAAAGCCUCAAGCACGUUAGCAACGAGGUUGCGGGCCUCGGCCACUGGACUUUGCUCAAGGAUAUUAACUAGUUGUUCGAGAAUAUUAUCAAAGUGACCCAGUUUUUCUAUGUUUGACUUUUCACUGGCCAGAAGAGAAAUGAAUAAGAGAACACUGUUGACAUCGACGUGAGUAAAUUUGCCAAGCAUAGGGACAAUAGCUUUUAGGAUCUUUUCACUACAUAAAGAAAUGUUCUCUUUAUGCAGAGAAAUGAUAAAAACUAUUGUCCCCAUGCUUGGCAAAUUUACUCACGCCGAGGUCAACAGUGUUCUCUUAUUCAUUUCUCUUCUGGCCAGUGAAAAGUCAAACAGAGAAAAACUGACCCACUUUGAUUAUAUUCUCAAACAACUAGUUAAUAUCCUUGAGCAAAGUCCAGUGGCUGAGGCCCGCAACCUCGCUGCUAACGUGCUUGAGGCUUUGUCACGAGAAGAUGUCAAUAAGGCAGUCAUGGGGAGAGAACUUUUGCGGCUUUUGGAUUAUUUUUCAUCAGUGAAUGAUCAGUGUUCAGAUAUUAGAAAAAAUAUAUGGAACCUAUGUGUUGAUUGUCCUGCGAACAUUUUGAUGAUUUUAAAGAGUGUGGAUACCCCACUGAAGCUGCUACAUUUAUCAGCAAAUAGGUUGAACAUUGCAUUUCCAUCAAUGAUGGUGCUGAUGGAAUUGGCUGAAUUAGAGGAAGGGAAGCGGGCACUGAUGGGUGCUGGAGCUGUGGUGACACUGAUCAAUAUGACGAGAGAAGGAACAGGUGAUGAAGAGCAUUGCUUAUCUUUGAUGUAUCAGAUUCAAACCUGUAAAGGUAACAACGAGUUGUUUAAGACGUUAGCUGUUAGCGCAGAAGCUGAAGAGGUGUUGUUACAAAAUAAAGAAUGGGGGGAAAUGGGGAGGGAAAAGGCCAGGAGAAUGCUUGAGUUCAUCGAAUUGGCGAUUAGAAGUCUGCAAAGUCAUCUCAGCAGCACUAAACUGUACAUGCAUUCGAGCAGUUCACUUUCCUGAAUUUGCCUAAUCUUUGUAUCAAUAUUUGGCGUGUAUUCAGAACGGUAGACAUGGCAAUCCUGAUACUUGAAGUCUUGUGUUUCUUCUAAGCAUUAGAAUGUUGUUUUUUUUCCUUUUAUAAUUCUUCUUUGGACAAGUAUUAUUAAGUAUUGGCAUGUAUACACGAUGAUAGGCAAUCCUGUUAUCUGAUAUCUGUGUUUCUUUUAAGCAUUAGAAUGAUAUUUACUAGCAAGUGGUUCUGCGUUUA